GACUUGUUUCUCUGUCUUUGUUUCUACUUUAUUCUUUAGAAGGCGGUGAUGCUGUACUCACCACUAUAGUUUAUUCGCCUUGAUCAGUGUGUGAUCUUCAAGCAGGUUGUAGCUACUGUUGAUCUGUGGAUUGUUGUCUGAUAUUUCAGUUAUCUAGAAGAAAGCCAUGGCACUCGUCACCAGAGGACUCCAUAGGAUAUUCUUGUGGACCAAAAGACAAAAUAAUACAAUUACAGGACCCUUUUUGCAUGGUGUGAAGUGCUUCGAGGAGACCAGCAUGGAGAACAAAGUCACACAGAUCUCUCGAGAAGAUCUGGAGGACCUGAGAGAAGCUUUCAACAAAAUCGAUAUCGAUAACAGUGGCUAUGUGAGUGAUUUUGAGCUUCAAGAGCUCUUUCGAGAAGCCAGUUUUCACCUCCCUGGAUACCAGAUACGGGAGAUUGUGGAGAAGUUCAUUGCCGGUGACACCAACAAAGAUGAGAAGAUCAGUUUCGAAGAGUUUGUUGCAAUAUCCCAAGAGCUGAGAAGUAAAGAAGUCAGAGAAACUUUCCGCAAGUGUAUCUCCAGGCGGGAUGGGAUUCGGUCAUUUGGUGGGACAUCGGGGAUCUCGAGUGAAGGAACCCAGCAUUCCUACUCAGAUGAAGAAAAAGUGGCCUUUGUGAACUGGGUCAAUAAAGCCUUGGCAAACGAUCCCGACUGCAAACAUCUGAUCCCGAUGGACCCCGGGACUGACAGUUUAUUCAAAUCCGUGAAAGAUGGAAUUUUGCUGUGUAAAAUGAUUAACCUGUCACAGCCAGACACCAUCGAUGAGCGGGUCAUCAACAAGAAAUGCACUCCGUUCACAAUGACUGAGAAUUUGAUGUUGGCUCUCAACUCUGCCUCUGCGAUCGGCUGUACGGUGGUCAACAUCGACGCACAGGACAUGAAAGCCGGGACCCCUCACCUUGUGCUCGGCCUCCUGUGGCAAAUCAUAAAAAUCGGCCUCUUCGCUGACAUCGAGAUCUCGCGCAACGAAGCGCUAAUUGCUUUGCUGGAUGAGUCAGAAGAGCUGGACCACCUUAUGUCAAUGUCCCCUGAGGACCUUUUGCUCCGAUGGGUCAACUAUCACCUCAAAGCUGCUGGAUGGAAACAGAUCAGAAACUUCGGUGAAGAUAUCAAGGACUCCAGGGCAUAUUUCCACCUGCUUAAUCAGAUCUCACCCAAAGGAGACUUGGAUGACCAGAUGAGGAUUGACAUUGACAUGUUAGGACUGAGCGAGCGUGAUGAUGAGAUGCGAGCAGAGCUGAUGCUGAGGCAGGCGGCUCGUCUGGACUGCAGACAGUUUGUCACUCCCAAGGACGUGGUUGCAGGAAACCAUAAGCUCAACAUGGCGUUCGUGGCCAAUCUUUUCAACAUGUACCCGGCCUUGAACAGACCCACCGACAACGGCAUUGAUUAUGCAAUCGAGGGGGAAACGAGAGAGGACAGAACAUUCAGGAACUGGAUGAAUUCUCUGGGGGUCUCUCCAUACGUCAAUCACCUAUACAGUGAUCUGCACGACGGCCUCAUCAUUCUUCAGUUAUAUGAGAGAAUCCAGAUACCGGUUGACUGGCCCAGAGUCAACAAACCUCCUUAUCCUGUACUCGGCUCCAACAUGAAGAAGCUUGAGAAUUGCAAUUAUGCGGUUGCGCUGGGCAAAAAGGAAGCAAAGUUUUCCUUGGUAGGAAUCGGCGGUGAGAAUAUCAAUGAGGGAAGCCCCAUGCACACGCUGGCACUGGUCUGGCAACUAAUGAGAAGGUACACACUGAAGGUUCUGUCUGAUCUUGGGGAUGGGGAAAAAGUCAGUGACCAAAUAAUAAUCAACUGGGUGAACAGCACCCUUAAACAAGGCAAUAAAAACUCCUCCAUUAGCAGCUUCAAGGACAAAUCGAUCAGCACAAGCCUGCCAGUGAUUGAUCUGAUCGACACCAUUGUGCCCAAAGCCAUUAAAUACGAGAUGGUGAAGAGCGGCGACAUGACGGCAGAGGACAAGCUAAACAAUGCAAAAUAUGCAAUCUCUGUGGCACGAAAAAUAGGAGUCAAGGUGUACGCCCUGCCCGAUGACCUUGUGGAGGUCAAACCCAAGAUGGUGAUGACGGUGUUCGCGUGCCUUAUGGGAAGAGGCUUGAAGAAAGUCGACGGCUGACCUUUGUGAAGGACUCUUGUCAGAAACACACAACCCUCACAUUGCACUUUUCCUUCUCCUGACUUCCAUUUAUAGCUUGAUAGUGAAUAUGUUGUUUUCAGAUCAACGUAGAGCGGAGAUCCAAAUUAGAGAACUACUGGAUUUUUCCAAAUUUAGUUCAUAAUUUGAAGGAAUAUUAGUUUUGGUUGAAUCAUGCUUCUAAUAAACAUUUGCGCUCACUCUGCCAUAUACAGUUGAAGUCAGAAUUAUUAGCCUUCUUGAAUUAUUAGCCACCCUGUGUAUUUUUUUUCAACAAAAUAAAUAUUUUUUCACAACCCAG
This is a messenger RNA of Danio aesculapii, 2483 nucleotides long. It is a transcript of the gene pls1, whose product is annotated as plastin 1 (I isoform). Gene Ontology annotation, molecular function: actin filament binding; calcium ion binding. The transcript is spliced from 16 exons. Gene Ontology annotation, biological process: actin filament network formation; actin filament bundle assembly. Gene Ontology annotation, cellular component: actin filament bundle; actin filament; cytoplasm. The record is from RefSeq and is a predicted model, not a curated record. NCBI's taxonomy places the organism in Eukaryota, Metazoa, Chordata, Actinopteri, Cypriniformes, Danionidae. The coding region runs from base 167 to 2164 and encodes 665 amino acids.